This is a messenger RNA of Fusarium subglutinans, 918 nucleotides long. RefSeq lists its product as uncharacterized. Bases 1 to 918 code for a protein of 305 amino acids. Lineage: Eukaryota; Fungi; Ascomycota; Sordariomycetes; Hypocreales; Nectriaceae. The transcript has a single exon. The record is from RefSeq and is a predicted model, not a curated record.
AUGGUUUCAAACAAGUUGUUUGUUGCUGCUUUUGCAGCCUUGGCUUCAGUGGCCAAUGCAAGCCCCUGUAAGCCCUCGUUUACAAGGGCCAUCACUACGUCUGCCGCCGAAACCGCUGCAUCUUCCACUUAUGCUGAGACCAGCACUGCGAUUAGUGAGAGUGAGACAGCGACAACGGCCACUGAUGCUACCACGGAGGCUCUCAGCACUGAAGCCUCUACGACUGUUGCCGAGAGUGCUACCACGACCACGGCUGUCGAUGAGCCUCUUAUCACCAACGCUGGCUUCGAAGAUGGCACAACUGCCCCGUGGCAGUUGCUAACGGAGCACGAAGAUUCCCUGGCUAUUGGCAGUGGCUUCCAGAGUCCAGCUUCUGGUAAAGUGAUGUUUGGAAGCGACGAUGGCAGCCAGUAUGCCACGUUUAUUAUCCAAAAGAUCAAUAAGCAAGCACUCAAGGCGGGCUCAUAUGACCUCCAAGGCCAUACCCUCGUUGACAGCUUUAGCCAAAGCGGCGACGGCUGUAGUGUCAUCAUCGCCGCUUGCCUCACGGGAUCUGGGCAAAGCUCAGUUCUCGUACCAGCUUCUAUGUCCCGGGCAAGCGCUGAGAAUUCCGAGGGUCACUGGUCCCAGUUAGAAACUACGUGUAUCUUGACCGACGAUAUGCUAGCUGCGGAUGAAGACAUCAGCGUUGUGUUUGGAUUCUUCUGUGCUAAUUCGGCUGUCUACCUCGACUCUGUUGAGCUCAAGCCGGCUGCUGGAAUCCCCCACCCCGACACUACCACGGUUGCCACCAACAGUGAGACUAGUAUGGUAAUUACUACCACUCAAGCGACUACAGUGGCCACCUCCACCGAAGGCUCGAUACUCGCCACAGAAACUGCUACCACGACGACAACAGCCGAUGGAGACAGAACCUAG